AGUUACUUUCGUGCGGUUACUUAAUCAAACACAGCUUGGUUGCAUAUCCGAUUGGAUGUUUCGCUAGAGUCUCCUGACCUGAAAACUCAAACUCGUAUAAUGAAGCAGUUGUUGGUGUUAACCGUAUUGAUCGCCCUCGCUGGAUUAACCGCUGCCGCCAGCGUCGGUGGGUCUUCACGCAAGAUCGAUUGGAGCUUGGUUAGACCGAUUAGCGAGUUUCCGCACGUUGCUCGACGAAUUCAGAAUUUGAUGGGAGAUGCGGUUGGCACGAAGACUAACAGCAAUCAACGGAUCGUCGGUGGACAGAUCGCAUCUCCUGGACAGAUUCCCUAUCAGGCAGCAAUCCUAGCUGAUGUGGAAGAUGGAACAGGGCUUUGUGGCGGAGUGCUGAUCUCAUCGAACUACGUAUUGACCGCAGCAACUUGCGUUGCCGGUGCCAGCGAGGGAACCAUUAUCCUAGGAGCCCAGAACCUUCAGAACGAAAACGAAGACGGUCAGGUGCGAAUGGAUUUCACCGGUUCGGAUGUUCACGUUCACGAAGAAUACUUAGAGUUUAUCUUCAGACACAAUAUUGCUGUGAUUAGAUUACCACAAUCGGCACCGGAAACAGACCGAAUUCGCGUGGCUAUUUUACCAACUGCGGCCGAUUCCCGAACAUUCGCUGGAAUGCAAGCGACUGUUAGUGGAUUUGGACGAACAUCGGAUGCCAGUACCUCGUUUUCGGACGUGCUUCGUUACGUGUCCAAUCCGAUCCUGACAAAUGCCGAUUGCAACGCGGGCUGGUGGGGCGAUCUCGUCGACGGGCAGAAAAUGUGUCUGGCUUACAUAAACGGUCGUGCACCGUGCAUUGGCGACGCUGGUGGCCCACUUACCGUACAGGAUGCUGGUCAAAGUUUAUUGGUCGGCUUAUUCUCGUUUGGAUCUGUUCUGGGAUGUGAAUCCCAAUGGCCUGCGGUGUUUGUGCGUACCACCUUCUACCUGAAUUGGAUCGCGUCGAAUACUGAUGUUGUUAUCAGGUAAAACGCUGCUAACUAAUGUAUCCACAAUUUUCUGCGUAUAUCGAUGGAAACGGCAAAGUCUAAGUUUUGAAUGGUGUGUAUCGAUAAGAUAAAUAAAUGCGUUCUGAUUUCGGGCGGUUGAAUAC
Messenger RNA from Ochlerotatus camptorhynchus, 1144 nucleotides. Its product is annotated as brachyurin-like. Gene Ontology annotation, molecular function: serine-type endopeptidase activity. Lineage: Eukaryota; Metazoa; Arthropoda; Insecta; Diptera; Culicidae. The transcript has 2 exons. Gene Ontology annotation, biological process: proteolysis. The record is from RefSeq and is a predicted model, not a curated record. The coding region runs from base 100 to 1020 and encodes 306 amino acids.